This is a messenger RNA of Symbiodinium sp. CCMP2592, 1185 nucleotides long. The record is from the annotation of a GenBank genome assembly. Lineage: Eukaryota; Dinophyceae; Suessiales; Symbiodiniaceae.
AUGUCCAGGGCAGUCCUGGAACGGGACAUCAACAAGUCCGGGAAGCUGCCGUUCCACGUGAGUGUUCCGUGUGUUGGACUAUGGGAAUACAGCGAGUCCUGCCAGCAGCUACUGUUGGAGUCGAUGCGCUGGUGUCAGAAAAUAUCUGGACAUGGAGUGGAGCCAAAUCUUUUCGGAGAUAUCAGGGGUCUGCUUGGAGGGUCUUGGUACGGUGAGGCAAUGAGUUACUCUCAGCGCCUACAUGCCGGGAGCAAUGCAGAACUGGUCUCUAGCAUGGAAUGCAAGAUCCAUCGAACGAGCUGUCCUCUGCCACGUCCGAUCUUCGAUGUCAGCGGCCUCCCCUGUCCUGAUAUGAGCUCAGCAGGCAAGAGGCUGAAGAGGGCUGGAGACACAAACACUGUGUACAUUGCCCAUGGACGGUUCGUGACGACAAAGCGAACUCCCUUGAUCCUGGUGGAGUGCACCAAGGACCUGGACAUGGGCAUGCUGGAGGACACGCACCCGGACCACGACUUCUACCAGAUGUUCUCUGAGCCAUCGGACUUCGGUUACAGGGGCUUGUCUCGGUUUCGCACUUGGGUGAUUGGGUCACACAGGGACGAGUCGGUCUGCUUGCAUGAUCCCUUCGAGCUCCUCGACUCGCUGAAAUCUACCUUCGCCAAGCUGCCAGGGGCCACGGUGUCGGACUUCCUCGUCGCUUCAGAACCCGAGCUGCACUUGGAGGCAGCAGCCUUGGCGAGACGACGCAAGAGGACCGUUCCUCCUGUGGGAAAAUUCCAGCAGCUACUGAAUGUCAGAGAGUUGUUGUGCAAGCAGCAGUUGGAUGACAAGUAUACCAAGCAAUGGGGUCAACACCCGUGCCAGAACCCUAACCUGGUGUACUACCUCGGUGACUCUGCCCAGUACUGCACAUGGUCAGCCUCUUCCGGUAAGAUCCCGACCUAUCGGACGACAGCUCGCAGUGGGCUGUAUUGGCUGCCCGGCCAGGGCAGAUGGCUUACCUCGAAGGAGCGUUUGUGUUCCAUGGGGUUUCCAUGCACACAUGAAGUGGCAGAGGGUAUGGACGUGCCAAUGCUUGGGGCCACUGACAUCCAGCGGGCAUCGGAUUUGUGCGGCAACAGUAUGCACUUCACGACAUGUGGCAUCAUGCAACUCAUCAGUUUGAGCUGCUUCGGCCCGCGCUGA